Carassius carassius (crucian carp) is the source of this 1882-nucleotide messenger RNA. RefSeq names its product cytochrome P450 4A6-like. NCBI's taxonomy places the organism in Eukaryota, Metazoa, Chordata, Actinopteri, Cypriniformes, Cyprinidae. The transcript has 12 exons. The coding region runs from base 84 to 1625 and encodes 513 amino acids. The record is from RefSeq and is a predicted model, not a curated record. Gene Ontology annotation, molecular function: oxidoreductase activity, acting on paired donors, with incorporation or reduction of molecular oxygen; monooxygenase activity; heme binding.
GUAGCUGUAACUCUUCUGGCCACAACCUCACAUCGAGAUCAGAGUCAACAGACCCCGCGCGCAACAGACGGACUCGACACGUCAUGCAGCUUUACGCGAGUCUCCCGUUGAAUUUGCAGUCGCUCUUCGUGAAUCAUGUCUUCGCACUCGCGUUGCUUGCGUGUUCGGCGAUAGUGGUUAAAUUACUGAUUAAGAGGAGGAGGAGGAUGCGAACUCUGGAGCCUUUUCCAGGACCUCCUGCACACUGGCUCCUCGGACACGUCAAGGAGUUUCACCAGGAUGGACAUGAUUUGGAAAAGAUUAUGAAGUGGAGUGGACAGUAUCCCUUUGCAUUUCCGCUGUGGUUUGGCCCAUCAUUGUCCAUUUUGAACAUCCACCACCCAUCAUAUGUGAAGACCAUUCUCUCUACAACAGAACCCAAAGAUGACUAUGCAUACAAGUUUUUCAUCCCUUGGUUAGGCGAUGGCUUACUUUUGUCUGCUGGACAGAAAUGGUUUCGGCAUAGACGGCUCCUCACUCCUGGUUUCCAUUAUGAUGUUCUGAAGCCUUAUGUGAAACUUGUUUCUGAUUCAACCAAAGUCAUGCUUAAUAAGUGGGAAGUUUAUGCUAAAUCAGAAGAGUCAUUUGAACUGUUUAAGCAUGUAAGUCUGAUGACGCUGGACAGCAUCAUGAAAUGUGUGUUCAGCUGUAACAGCAACUGUCAGACAGACAGUGGAACCAACCCGUACAUCCAGGCGGUGUAUGACCUCUGCCACCUGGUGAACAUCAGGUUCAGAGUGUUUCCUUACCACAGCAAAGCCAUAUUUCAUCUCAGUCCACAUGGAUACAAAUUCAGGAAGGCGACUAGAAUAGCACACAGUCAUACAGCGGAAGUUAUCAGAAAGAGGAAGGAGGUCUUGAAGAUUGAGAAGGAACAAGGCAUUGUUAAAAACAAACGAUAUAUGGACUUUUUGGAUAUUCUUCUGUCUGCCCGAGAUGAGCAUCAGCAGGGUUUGUCAGAUGAGGAUAUCAGGGAUGAAGUAGACACAUUCAUGUUUGAAGGCCAUGACACCACAGCCAGUGGAAUAUCUUGGAUCUUCUACAAUCUGGCAAGUAACCCUGAGCACCAGGAGAAAUGCAGGGAGGAGAUCCUGCAGGCUCUGGAUGGAAAAGACACAGUGGACUGGGAAUACCUCAAUAAAAUUCCUUAUACCACAAUGUGUAUUAAAGAAUCCCUGCGGCUUUGCCCUCCUGUCCCGGGAAUAUCACGAAAGCUGACUAAACCCUUGACUUUUUUUGAUGGACGGACUGUACCUGAAGGUUUUAUCGUUGGAAUUAGCAUUUAUGGGAUCCACAUGAAUACCACAGUAUGGGAGAAUCCAUGUGUAUUUGAUCCGUUGAGGUUUCUGCCGGAGAACGUUGCUAAGAGGUCACCGCAUGCUUUUGUGCCCUUCUCUGCUGGACCCAGAAACUGCAUCGGACAGAACUUUGCCAUGAAUGAGAUGAAAGUUGCAGUGGCGCUGACACUGAAGAAAUACCACCUGAUUAAAGACCCACAGCACACCCCGAAGAUGAUCCCUCAAAUCAUCCUCAGAUCACUUAAUGGAAUUCACAUCAAGAUCAAACCAGUAGAAAAUGAUUCAUGAAAAAUGGUACAUUGAGCCUGUUUGGAUGCUAGGAGGUGUGUUUACCUUCAGAAGAAUGAUUCUGACUUAAUUUAAAUAGUUAAUACACAUUUAACAGCUGGAAACUGGAUGGUUAGUGAAUAAGAAACCAAUUUUUGAAAUAUUACACACUAAAGUGGCACCACUAUUUAGUGAAUUCAGCCCUUAAAUAAAUUUGUUGCUAAAUAUCACCGUUUGCUCUUUACUGCUUGGUUGCUUUUAAUCAUGGCAUCAGAAGA